Molecule: messenger RNA, 2535 nt
Organism: Trematomus bernacchii (emerald rockcod)
Lineage: Eukaryota; Metazoa; Chordata; Actinopteri; Perciformes; Nototheniidae
Gene: srpx2
Product: sushi-repeat containing protein X-linked 2
Exons: 10
Coding region: 205-1557 (450 amino acids)
Source: RefSeq, a predicted model, not a curated record
AAAUCUGCGGAGACUGUGGUAUGACCGGAGCUCUUCAUUCUCCUCAGCUGUGGAUUUUUAGUAAAGUUAUUUUUAAUCGUAUGUUAAUAGUAAACUUUCUCUGGAUUAUAACUUUUUAUCUUUUCUGUUGGACCCUCGGAUCUGAUCCAACCUGCGCGUAAUUUCUAGUUUUUCCCCCAGAAGUGUUAUCUUUGUGUUUCUGACAUGCUACUCCGCUUUGUUGCUGUGUUCAGUUUAUACGUCACAGCUGGCUCUGGGACCAUAGAGUAUGACAGCUCCAAUGACUUUGUAGAAGAAGAUUAUGGUCCUCAACUAGACUACAAAGACCCUCACUGGUGUCAUUCCCCGGGCCUCACUAACGGAGAGGUGACCUGCCACUCCCCCCGGGGGCGGGCCUACAGGAGCACGCUGGGCACUCGCUGUGAGAUGAGCUGCGAUCGAGGAUACAGACUGAUCGGGAAGAGCUCCAUCACGUGCCUCCCCAGCCGGCGCUGGUCUGGGACCUCCUUCUGCCGCAAGAUGCGAUGCCAUGUGCUGCCCCUCAUCCCCCACGGCAGGUACACCUGCUCCCACGGCUUCAUGGUGGACUCCAGGUGUGACUUCACCUGUGACGCGGGCUAUCGCAUCGAGGAGCAACACUCCCGCACCUGUGAGCGCCGGGGGUCGUGGAGCGGAGGCCAGCCAAAUUGUGAAGAUACUGACCCUCCAAAGAUCAAAUGUCCUCCGUCCAGACUCAAGGUUGCCGAGCCUGGAAAACUCACUGCCAUGGUGGCCUGGGACCCGCCCAAAGCAACAGAUACUGCUGAUAAAUCCCUUGAUGUGAUUCUUGUUGGCCAGGGGCCGCGCACCGACUUUAAAGAGGGAUCGAGCAUUAUCCGAUACAAAGUGUACGAUCAAGCCAGGAACAGAGCCGCCUGCAAGUUUAUUGUACGUGUUGAGGUGAGAAGAUGCCCAACUCUACCUCCACCUCUGCAAGGCUUCCUCACCUGCUCCUCUGAUGGGAAUAACUACGGUGCAACAUGUGAAUAUCACUGUGAAGGGGGAUAUGAGAGGAGGGGCGUCUCUUCUCGUGUCUGCCUGUUCGACCGCAGCUGGGCAGGAGACCCGGCCGAGUGUGUUCCAAUGGAGAUUAAAUCAGAUGUAAAGACUGUAUCCGCUCUCCUGCAACAGUUUUAUGAAAAGAAGAGGCUGCUGAUCAUGUCUGCUCCAAACAUAACUGACCCAGACUACCAGCUGCAGAACAUCAUGAUACAGAAAGCAGACUGUGGAUUAGACCUGAGACGUGUUACCGUCAUCAAACUCCUGGGCUCCCCGCCUCGUGAGACCGGUCACAUCAAAGAAAGUCUGCUCAGCUCUGAAGCCAUCGAGGGUCUGAGACAAUUGUUCAGGAUCUCCAGGUCGUACUUCAGCAUGUUGCUGCUGGACGAGCUGGGAAUGGACCGGGAGCGCUUCAUCUACCCGAUGGCGUCGGACGAGCUGUUCUCCUACAUCGACAGCUUCAUGCUGGAGGAAGAGGAGCGAGAGAGGCUGGAGCUCCACAGGGACUUCUGCGACUAAUCAAAUAAACCUCUCCUGUUGCCACAGCGAUAAACUCAUCAGCAUUACUAAACGCAAGAUGAGGAAGGACAAACAGCCCAAAACCAGGUCCAGAGGGACAUAAGGGGGGCGGGGGGGGGGAUGUGAUCACCAAACAACACUGAAGUGCUAGCACUGUGUUCUCUCUCUAAUCAUCUGAAAGGCACAGAGGCCAGCAAAUGGAGACAGAAGAUACAGACAAGCUCGAGAAAAGCUCAUUUAAAUAAAAUGGAAACAUAAAUUUAGGUGAGAUAUGUGAUUUGGUUUAGUAUGUUUGUAAAGUACCACCUGUUCUGAUGUGAAAUUGAAAGAGAACUGUAAACACACACAUCUUAAAAAGCCUAUUCAACUAACGUGGACAGGUUAUUUAAAUCCAGCUGGUAUGGACGAUUAAGCAUGUCUUGGUUUUUAACAUUUUUUAUUAGAUGAACAGAAUAUUAUUGGAAACCUUGAGGUAAACACAACUCUGAUCACAUACAGUUAAAAUAUGAAUACCUACUUUUAUUUCUGCAAAUAAAGAGAUUUAAUAAUUUCAAAUAAAGAUUUUUGUGCAACUUAUAAAGAUAAUAAUACAAUUUGUUGGAUGCAACACCAGAGAUUUUGUAGUUUAUAAUGACUUGUUUUCCCACGUGUCAGUAUAAUUAUGUACACAAUUAUUAAGAAAAAAGGUGAUACUAGUUCUGUGCUAAGUGCUUAAAAGUGUGCGUGAAUUUGAAAUGCAGUAAAUAUACAUUCUGAAUUUUAAAAAAAUAUAUAAAAUGUGUCCUUGCUCUUAAAUUGAACCCAGAGUUUGUGAUGUUUUGGCACAUUUUCUAAAGUUACACCAGUCUGCAGUCAGGGGGCGGAGCUAAACACGAACCCCACAGGGAGGCAGAUGUUCAGCAGGAAGUGUGUGUUAGUCACUUCAGGAGACGCCUCUGCGCUGACAAACUUGCAAAAUAUAAAAAAUCCAUAAUCUCA